Impatiens glandulifera is the source of this 1343-nucleotide messenger RNA. RefSeq names its product transcription factor PCL1-like. The record is from RefSeq and is a predicted model, not a curated record. Gene Ontology annotation, biological process: regulation of DNA-templated transcription. Lineage: Eukaryota; Viridiplantae; Streptophyta; Magnoliopsida; Ericales; Balsaminaceae. The transcript is spliced from 2 exons. The coding region runs from base 143 to 1057 and encodes 304 amino acids. Gene Ontology annotation, molecular function: DNA-binding transcription factor activity; DNA binding. Gene Ontology annotation, cellular component: nucleus.
UGAAGAGGCUAAAAUAUCUCAAAUAAUAUCUCCACUUUCUCUCUCUUUAUCUGAUAUUGAUUAUAAUUGAAUCCUCAUCUUUAUCAUCAAAGACUUCAAAUUUGUUUAAAUUUUGGAUUGACAUGUGAAUUUGUAGUUGUUGAUGAACAAGAUGAUCCAAUAUGAUGCAGCCGAUGAAGAUCUCAGAGUUAUGGAAUGGGAGGUCGGUCUUCCCACAGCAGAAGACCUAACUCCUUUGUCUCAAUUGUUAAUCCCGCCUGAGCUGGCGUCUGCCUUUAGCAUAACGCCAGAACCCUGCCGAACCAUGUUAGAUGUGAAUCGAGCGUCACGAGAUACCUUAUCUGGUCUACGCCAGCAGGCUCCGUCGUCGAAUAACUUCGAUCUCAUGCCGUUUGACGAAGUUACGGCGAGGAACAGCGUGGAUGUUGAAGAAGAUGAGGCGGAUCUCGCUGGCGAUGGUUCGGAGUCUAGGAAGCUGAGGAGGAUUGAUUCUGGAGUGGAGGAGGCGGAUUCUUCAAUACCGGCGGAGAAUGGAGGAGAUGAUCCGUGUGGGAAGGCUUUGAAGCGGCCGAGACUAGUUUGGACGCCGCAGCUUCAUAAAAGGUUUGUUGAUGUUGUGGCUCAUUUGGGGAUCAAGAAUGCUGUCCCUAAAACUAUUAUGCAGCUGAUGAACGUUGAAGGUCUGACUCGGGAGAAUGUGGCGAGUCAUCUUCAGAAGUAUCGAUUGUAUUUGAAGAGAAUGCAAGGGCUGUCGAAUGAGGGACCUUCAUCAUCUGAUCAUUUGUUUGCAUCUACCCCUGUGCCGCAGAGCCUGCACGAGUCCAGUGGGCAAUCAAAUGGGCAAAUGAUGUCAAUGCCAAUUCCGAUGAUGCCUUAUCCACCCCAAAUGAUGUCAAUGCCUAUGAUAAGUCAUGGUCAUGGUCAUGGUCAUGGUCAUAUGGGCAUGACUGUUGGUAAUUCAUCUGUUCCUGGUCCUUACCAGGGAGGGUUUGGAUCGUAUCAGUAUGGUAUGAUGGCUCAUAAAGAUUGGUCAAUUGGGAAGUUUGGUUCGAAAUGAAAUCACAUCUCUUAAGCCAGUCCUCAAUGAAGAGGUGAUAUACAUUGAAUGCCAUGAGAAACUCAGCUACAAGUGAAGUGAGCUUCAAAUUGUGCAGAGACAAUGAAGAAGAGUUGUAGAGAUAUCAACCAAUCUUUCGGAUAUAUAGAUAUUUUGUCCAUGUACAAGUAUCUAAUACACAUCCUUCAUUAUCUAUAUAGGUUAUGCCUAUUUUUCUUGAUUGCUAUGAUGAGUUUGGGAUCUAACUUUUAUAAUAAGCCAUGUUCUUGUCUGUUUCUUGCUGAUU